Moneuplotes crassus is the source of this 1823-nucleotide messenger RNA. The record is from the annotation of a GenBank genome assembly. NCBI's taxonomy places the organism in Eukaryota, Ciliophora, Spirotrichea, Euplotida, Euplotidae.
CCUUAAAAACUCAAAAUAAAAAUAAUAAAAAGUCUCAACAUGAAGAAAAUUCCAACAAUCAAAAAACAAACCACCAACCUCCUCAGAUCUCCUUUCAGCAACGACGGUUACGACAAUCACAUCACUGUGAUUGACUCCAUCUACGACACUUCCAAAUAAAAAUGUUAUGAACGAAAUUGACCGUUUUGAAGAGGUCUUAAAGGAUGCAACAAGGAAUUUCAACCCCCAUGAAAUAAGUUUGAACGUACUCAAAAAGGAGGAAGAAGUGGUUGAGGACUUAGUAGGGAGGAUCACGAAGGAGGAGGAUAACAUAGAUUAUGCUAAUUUUGAUGAAAAGGAUAAAAUUCAGUUUAAGAAGAUAUGUAAUGAGUUUAAUCUUGCAUUGAAUGUGAAAGAUUUGGAAAUCAAACCUGCUGAAAGUUUUGAUAAAAACUGGAGGAGAACAUGGUUUAGAGACAAAACUUCAGCAAGUUUCUAUGAUUAUAAAAAAGUGAACAAAACCACUGCUAACCUGAAACCAAAAGCUAAGGUCUUUAAUGAGACUCUUUUCUUGCCUACCCAGAAAACUCAUAAAAGCAUUAAUAGAAAGUCAGGACUAAAAGAACAUCCUUUUAAGGAAAAUAGCAAUUUUUAUAAGAAAUCUAUCGAAAAUUCUCCUGGUCUUCAAAACAGUCAGAAUCUACAAAAAUCUACAGCUAGGGGAAACAAAGAAGAACACAAGGUCACCAGUUCUUUCGAGCUACCUCGUAAGAAGCAUGACAGGCAGAAUUUGUAUAAAAUCCCUUCAUCAGAAGUAGUCACUAAAAGGAGUAAUCAAAGGUUAAAGACACAUGAGAAAGGAAGAAGUACCUUACUCAAAUUUCUGGAUAACCCAUCUAAAAAUCACAAUAAAAGUGUGAGCAAUCAAACGAAAAACAAAUCUCCGGGAAGAAAUAUAAUCAAGGUAGCAACGACUAGGCAGAACAAAGAGACACAAGAAAGAACUAUGGAUUUUAAGAGUCUGAGGAAUAAAACAUUUUACAACGGUGUUCUUCCAGACAAGAUUAAAGGCCAACUUUUUGAUGACUCAAGUGAUCCUCGAAAAGGAAUCAGCAGCUUUAAUGCAUCAUCAAUCGUACCUGAUUUUAGCUUCACCAAGGGAAAGAAGAAACGAAAAUUUGCUAAAAGUCAAGACAAGAAUAACUUAUUCAGAAGUAUUAGACAGAAAUUGAGAAGGAUUCAGAAUGCAACAAGUUCUGAAGAUCUUUCCAUGCUAAAGGCUGCCACAUUCAAUAGGCCUGAUAGAAUCAGAGAGGUGUUCAAGCUAAAGACUCCUGGCAAAUAAGGAUUCCAAGAUUAUGGAUACAUUGAAGAAAGAGCGUUUGAAAAGAAGGAAAGACAGGCUUCAACUGAAGUCUCAGCAGAAGCUAAAGAAGCAAGUCUAUGAGAUUUGUAGAAGCUGAGAAAGAUACUCAGUCCAGAGUCAGAAGGAGUACAAGGAGAUGUCAUAUCAAAGGCUCUGUGAGUUCCUUAAGAUGAAUGAAUUCGAUACAACUUUUGGAAUCGUUAAAGAACUUGAGUUGAGCUAUGGCAAACCAACAGCUUUUACUACCGGAACUAACGGCCAAGACCUUUCUGCUCUGAAGAAUUUAUAUGAAUAUAAAGUUAAAGAAAUUGAAGACAACCGUAAAGAAGCCAACAAGAUUGAAAGAGAUUAUCACACCGGAGUCAUGGAUCCAGCGAGGCUUGUUGCUAAAAUUGAGAAGCAAAUCGCUAUUAAAAAGAAUGUGGGAACUAAGCUGAAAGUCACAGAAAUGCUGAAAAAGAAUCAAGAUAAAGAAUAA